Molecule: messenger RNA, 1571 nt
Organism: Gordionus sp. m RMFG-2023
Lineage: Eukaryota; Metazoa; Nematomorpha; Gordioida; Chordodea; Parachordodidae
Product: tartrate-resistant acid phosphatase type 5-like
Exons: 7
Coding region: 54-1274 (406 amino acids)
Molecular function (GO): ferric iron binding; ferrous iron binding; acid phosphatase activity
Source: RefSeq, a predicted model, not a curated record
GGUGUCAAAUUAAUAAUAAAUAUAUUUUUUUUAUCGUAUAAAAUAUAAAGAAUAUGAAUUUUAUAUGCCUUGUUCAAUUAUCAAUCCUUUUGUUAUCACUAUUUUGCCUUACCAUGAAUUAUAACGCUUUCCGGUUUGCCAAUAUUGGUAUAUCUUUCAACCACACGGUUUUCGCUUAUAAUAUUAACUCAUUAACACGGAUUUUAGCGGCUCCAUUCACGACCGGAUUUACGGUUUCAAAUAGUUACGAUAACGAGACUUUAAUAAUACCCCAAUGCGUUUUGACUAAAGAUACAAAAGAUACUUCUUUUAUAACACGAGACCCAAAUGACGCAUUAUUAACGUUCAUAACAAUUGGCGACACUGGAGGGGAAGAUUUUCAUCCUUACACAUCUCAUAUAGGUAGGAAUACCGCUAAAACCUUGGGACUAUUUGCCAAUCAGAACCACCCGGCUUUUGUUUUUCUAUUAGGCGAUAACUUUUAUCCCAAAGGCGUAAUAAAUGAUACAGAUUCUAGGUUCAAUACUUCGUUCGAAAAUUUGUAUAAUUAUCCGGGCUUAGACAUACCCUGGUAUGCGAUAGCGGGCGCGCACGACCAUUAUGGUAAUAUUACAGCGCAAAUGUCUUACAGAUCUUCUAAAUGGAACUUUCCUUACCUAUAUUAUUCAAACAUUUACAAUAUAUCGGGGAAAUGUCCAACCCAAGGAGCAGAUAAUGCUAAUGUAAUUAUGCAAAUGGUGAUGAUUGAUACCCAAGUUUUAUGCCCAACCGCGAAACAUGUCAAAAAAAGUUUCGAGAAAUUGAAAUACAUUAAUUCCAAUAAUAAAAUCCUUCACUGGAAAUGGCUGGAAAACACCCUAUCUAAAUCAAAAGCAGAUUUAUUGAUAGUUGUUGGACAUCAACCCAUAUACUCCAUUGCGAAACAUGGUCCCAUUCCCUGUUUGGUCAAAAAUCUUAGACAGCUGUUUUACAAAUAUAACGUAUCAUUAUACCUUAGCGGCCAUAAUCAUGUCAUGGAACAUUUAAUCGACAGAGAAGAAUCCUCCGGCAAAACAAUGAACUAUGGGGUUUUCGGAUCCGGGUCCAAAUUAAACGUUAAUCGCAAAACAAACAGAACCUCUAGCCCAUUGUGCCUCAGUAAAUUUUACGAUGAAUCCAAAGGUGGCUUUGGCAUAUUGGAUGUUCACUGCAACAAAUCACUAACAGUCUAUUACGAAAAUGAAGAGGGGUACCUAGUACAUCACUUUAUACUCAGUCCAAGGAUUGUUUUUUAAAAUAAAUAUUAUUAUCAUUCAUUAUAAUAAAAAAUUGUCUAACUAAUUGUAUUUAUAAAUGUGUCUAGAUGUAGUAGUUUGUUUUAUAUAAGUUAAGUAAUAUUCUUUCUAUUUUGCCAAGUAUAUUUGACAUGAAUUAUUUUUUAGGUGUAAUAAUAAUGUAAACCUCAUCUGGUUAGUUAAAAACGGCAAAUAACGUAACACUGAUCCGGUUGGUUUAAUAGCAUAAUUGCUAAAUUCUAAAACCAGGAUUUCACAAGCUGUACAAAAUCAAAAAAUUUUGAACUUUUGCAAAUC